GCGGAGAAAUAUUGCUCGUCGUCCACGAACCGAAACGACAGAAAAAGCUUCGAACAAACUUGCGCAGCAGGUCCCAAGGCCAGACUGAAUUAAUGUCUGGUAGCAGGCAGACGAUUGCACCUGCGAGCUCUCUCACAAAGCUUAGAACACAGUGACCCACGAUGUCUAGAUUGGAGCUGUUCACUGUGUGUGGUGGUCACAGAACGAGCUGAGUAAUUGAAUUUAUGGCUUCGAUUUCGAUUGUGUAUCUUGGUGAUGGCGAGCGCUGGAGUGCGGGUGAAUUGAAAGAUGACUGUGGUUGGAAUCCUGUUUGCUAACACCGUGUUCGGCAUCGUUUUGGAUUCCUCUUUUGCCGAGUCUCACAUCGAUGGAGAGCUCGAAAGAAUUUUGUAGACCCCAGAACUUUGGCUGUCCGGCACGAGAGCUUUGGAAGCCAAUGCACGAACUUCGUAUGUUGGUUGGUGCAGAAGUCGUUUGCCUUCUCUGGUAAAAUCCGGGUGAACGGUGACGUGAAAUUUAUGGGAAGGUGUCCGUUGUCAAGCUAAGAGGUUCCAAGAUAUGGUGCCUAUGACGGCGACAUUAGAGGCGCUCUGGCAGCGCCCUCAGCCCCUGGUUCUGUGCUCAGCGAAAUCUCAGAGAUUCCAGAAAUGGAUUCACCCCGAAUUGGUUGUUUCCACGUCUCCAAAACGUGGAGGAUUUUACAUUCUCCACCUGCAGCAGAAGAAAAAUGGUUGGACCUGUCCGGGUGCGAAGAUCUAUUCUCCAAGGAACAAGACAUGGACGGUUUGUGCUGCCCAAGGAGAGGGAGAAAAAGGAGGGAGUCGUAAUGUCGGUGAGUGGAUGAAGCAGAAAAUCGAAGAAGGAAGGAAGAGAGAGCUGCCUGUUGGUGAGAACGUGAUGAGGAUGAUAGCCACGGCCACUGCUGCUCCCAUUGCGCAGUACAUUGAUUCUCCGUUUACAGCCCUACACUCUCUGGAUCCUCGUGUCAAGCAAGCCUGGCUUCUUGCUUUGGUGGUACUGCCAUCUAGAGCUCAUAUUUAUAUUCGCUUUGGAAUCGUAGGACUGCUGGUCCUGGGUACUGUCUGUUCUCUCCCUCGUCGUAUAUGGCAGGAUCAGCUGGGUCGCAUGUUUUUGUUGUCAGGAUUUCUGUUCGUACUCACUGCUCUCGGGACCGAUGGAGUGCCACCUGUUGUACAGCCCCGCACGCCUCCACCAUCGCUGGAAGGAUUGCCGGAUAUUCUUCCUUCUCUGACUGGUUAUUCUUAUGUAAUUAUGAAAAUUGGUCCGCUGAUGCUUACAAGGAAAGGUCUAUCACUUGCUGCUGCAGCUUCAUGUUUUUCAUUUACGGUCUUGCAGAGUGCAACUCUCUGCCUCACAACAACCACUCCAGAGCAACUAGCAGCGGCACUGCAAUGGUAUCUUACUCCGUUGUCUCGAUUUGGAGCUCCCGUAGGGGAAAUUAUACUCACUCUCUUACUCUCCCUCCGUUUUAUCGGUCUUGUGUUCGACGAGGUGCGGAAUAUAGCGUUGGCCGUGGUUGCUCGAGGAGUGCAAUGGAAGACUCUUAAACCUAUGGAGACCAUUGACACACUCUUCACUCUUUUUGGGCGAUUAUUCAAGAAUCUACUCAAUCAUUCUGAAAGAAUUUCUGAGGCAAUGGUGGCUCGAGGAUUCAAAGGAAAUGCAUCGAACCACAAAAUAUACUUUCUUACGAACUUUUCGCUCACAGGUUUAGACAAAGUCGCAAUUUUAGGACUCAUUGUUUUGGUAAUGUUGACAUCGUAUUCAGAACUAAUGCUACCCGUUUGACCACCAUGUUUACUACCCUGUUGUACACGUCUCUCGGUUCCUCUGAAUAAAAAUAUAUCCAC
Molecule: messenger RNA, 1871 nt
Organism: Marchantia polymorpha subsp. ruderalis
Lineage: Eukaryota; Viridiplantae; Streptophyta; Marchantiopsida; Marchantiales; Marchantiaceae
Source: the annotation of a GenBank genome assembly